GCCAUCCCUUCUCCGGUCACCAAAUGUACACCUCAGGUGUGUUAGGCGCAUCAGGCGCUGAGCCUCCAAAUACUGCAGGCUGCGCGAUGAUCACUUCGAUGCAAACUGAUCGAACGUGGGGGCCGAGCACUGCCUGCUUCUGUGCAGACACGGGUCUGAGCUGGGGUGUCUGCGUGUUGACAGCACCUUGGUUCGCUUUCACUUGGUCUGGUCGCAUGCAGGAUCUCCUUGCGGUAGUCGAUUACGCACCUUGGCCUUCUCGUCAAGCUGUGCACACGCUCUUCACCCAAGAGACAUCAACACACAUUUUACGCGUGGCUGAGCGCAACUUCUUCAAUACACAACAGCUACGACCUCUGGCAACAUGGGAUCUGGAAACCCGGACAUGGCGCUGAUCGGAGAAUUGAUGGAGGAGAUGUCUCGACGACCGCCAGCAAUUGCUGCUAGGAAGCUGCUCGUUGAGCAUUACAUCUGCAUCGGAUGGGUUGAGGCUGCUCUCGACAACACAAAGGAGCUCCGCACGCUGGCACCCGGGGACAGCGACGUUAUCGGGUUUCUGAGCGUGCUGGAGAAGAAGCCUGAGCCACCUGCACCGGAUACUACGACACUGCCGCCCGCGCCAAAGAACUCCAAGGGGCAGCCGACUGACGAUGGACUAGUCUGGGACGUCAAAAACGGUCGGUACAAGAAGAAACCCGCGAUAGCAAAGUCAACAGAGAAAAAGCCAGACGUCUCCGGUCCCCAGAUCGGCGAUGACCUGGACACAGCGCGGCAGGACCUUGUCACAGGCUACCAGAAUUUGCGAAUCAGAGUGGGCUCUAUACUCACUGAUCUGCUGCACUUGCAGGCCUUGCAGAAGAAAGCAAACAUCCUGCCUUCCCGGAACACAGCUAAAGUACAGCGUAUUGUGGAUGGACAGCCGAACACAUCAGUGCAGCUGUGCACUCCACGCACCACAGCACAUGCUAUGCGGGAAACCCCAGAGCAUGCGCUGGUUAUUGCUGUCGCCGACAUGGAGGAGGCGGUCGGAUGGCACAAAGGGUUACUCGGUCAGACCACAGAUACGAAUACCGACAAGCUCCGCGACGCAAUCGUGAAGCGAAAAGCGGCGUUGGAGGUGAUCUUACCAGACGAUCUCAAGAUUUACUGCGAAUUUGCUCUCAUGCACAUGGACCAUGAGCACUUCGGCCGCAAUUACAUCAACACGGAGACGAUGUACGGCGACGAGGUCAAAGACAUUCCGCGCUCGAAAUUCUACGCGACAGAGGACAACUACGCGUGGGAUAUGGAAGAACUGGUAGCUGCCAUCGAGGCUGGCAGUGGAGUGUUGCGCAAUCCGCUAAGCAAGCACAUGUUCACUCCAAGAGACGUGAAGGGCAUCUACAUGCAUCCACUGGCCAAGCGUCUCGCCGCCCUGGCAGUAGAGCAGAAGGACAUGUCCAAAGGCGUCCGUCCUGAAACCAUCACGCGCAUGGAGAAAUUAUCAAGCAUCCUGCUUGAGGACCAGUCUGCCGAAACUCUCCCAAGUCGCCACGCCGUGGACGAAUUCCUGGCAUAUGUCGCAACCCUGCCCGAUUUGGAACAGAACGCGAUCGAGCGCCUCAAGUGUCCUGCGAAGGACAGCCACACUGGCCAGGCCUACGACUCCAGCAUUGGUGAGGCAGUGCGCGAUGCUAAAGGCAAUCGAGUAUGCUUCCACAAAACGGGCGAUUUCAUAAGGCAGGCUGCUUCGUAUUUACGGCUGCAGAAAGGUGUCGCACCCGAUGCGGCUGGUUGCCGUGUCAUAUGAGGGUAUGGGUAUAUUCGUGCUAACCGACGGCAAUCCAACUGGGUGCCCAGUCAAGCAGGGGUCGAGGUGCCAGCAAGUACAUGCGGGUAUAAUCUUUAUGUACUUGAAGGAACAACCGCUCGGUCGUUGCUCGGCGACUGCAGCUCGAGCAGAUGGCUUCGACAGAUAGCACGACAACACAAAGGUAGCUACAGCGCAAGGCACCACAGUACACAAUCUUUGUCAUCCAUAUUUUCCUGCGCCUGUUCC
Didymella exigua CBS 183.55 is the source of this 2038-nucleotide messenger RNA. RefSeq lists its product as uncharacterized. The record is from RefSeq and is a predicted model, not a curated record. Bases 365 to 1789 code for a protein of 474 amino acids. The transcript has 2 exons. NCBI's taxonomy places the organism in Eukaryota, Fungi, Ascomycota, Dothideomycetes, Pleosporales, Didymellaceae.